Andrographis paniculata is the source of this 908-nucleotide messenger RNA. Its product is annotated as ras-related protein RABD1. Gene Ontology annotation, molecular function: GTP binding; GTPase activity. The coding region runs from base 117 to 725 and encodes 202 amino acids. The record is from RefSeq and is a predicted model, not a curated record. The transcript has 8 exons. NCBI's taxonomy places the organism in Eukaryota, Viridiplantae, Streptophyta, Magnoliopsida, Lamiales, Acanthaceae.
AUCAAUUCGAAGGACGCAUAAGAGAAAGCAGCCAGAGCUUGCUUGGGUUGGGUGUCAAGUACCUUUUCAACCCAAGACCUACUGCCAAGGGAAAGAAUUUCGACCUCCCAGUCACCAUGAGCUCCGAUUACGAUUAUUUGUUCAAGCUUCUUUUAAUCGGGGACUCGUCUGUCGGAAAAUCCUGUCUCCUUCUCAGAUUCGCGGAUGAUUCGUAUGUGGACAGUUAUAUCAGCACCAUUGGAGUUGAUUUUAAAAUAAGGACGGUGGAGCUCGAUGGGAAGACUAUCAAACUCCAAAUUUGGGACACUGCCGGUCAAGAGCGGUUCCGGACUAUUACUAGCAGUUACUAUCGUGGUGCUCAUGGAAUCAUUAUUGUGUAUGAUGUCACUGAGAUGGAGAGCUUCAACAAUGUCAAGCAGUGGCUUAAUGAGAUUGAUAGAUAUGCCAAUGACAGUGUUUGCAAGCUUUUGGUCGGGAACAAAUGCGAUCUAGUUGAGGAGAAGGUCGUGGACACACAAACAGCUAAGGCAUUUGCCGACGAGCAAGGGAUUCCCUUCCUCGAGACUAGUGCAAAAGACGCAAUCAAUGUGGAGCAAGCUUUCUUGACUAUGGCUGGUGAGAUCAAGAAAAAGAUGGGUAACCAGCCAACGUCAAACAGGAGCUCAGGCAGCACAGUUCAGAUUAAGGGACAGCCCAUCGAGCAGAAGAGUAACUGCUGCAGUUAGGUCAGCAUGUUUAUGUCUACUAUUUAGCAGAAUUGUAAAAAAAGAUAGCAAAUUGCAUCUACCGGAAUAUCUUUUCGGUGUUCCCUAACUUGAUAUUCCUGUCGGCCCUUAAUGUUGUUAACUUGUGCACUACUGCAUCCUGCGCCUUUGUGCAUGUUUCGUAGAAACCUAUCUUUUAUCUUA